Molecule: messenger RNA, 971 nt
Organism: Leguminivora glycinivorella
Lineage: Eukaryota; Metazoa; Arthropoda; Insecta; Lepidoptera; Tortricidae
Gene: Tsen34
Product: tRNA-splicing endonuclease subunit Sen34
Exons: 7
Coding region: 108-959 (283 amino acids)
Biological process (GO): tRNA splicing, via endonucleolytic cleavage and ligation; tRNA-type intron splice site recognition and cleavage
Cellular component (GO): tRNA-intron endonuclease complex
Molecular function (GO): tRNA-intron lyase activity; nucleic acid binding
Source: RefSeq, a predicted model, not a curated record
CACUUGUGACUUGCCGACUUGUUUGCUUGUUAAAAUAUUUAAUAUUUUCUCCAAAAGAAUAUAAUUGAGGCAUUUUCCUGAUACGUCUUUCUAACAUAAUUAUUGCUAUGAUAUCACUAUAUGUGGAAAAAGGAGUUGCAUACGUAUGGAAUGCAGAAGAUUGGUUUACCCUUCGUACGCAACAUAGAAUAUGCGGCGCACUUGUUGGAACUUUGCCUUCUUACCCUAGGCAAAACGAUUUCUUAGGUCUGCCAGUGGCUUUGAUGUCGGAAGAAGCAGCAUUGUUAGUAAAUAAGGGCAUUUGUGAAUUAUAUGAACUUCCAAAAAUUACAUCCAAACCUGAUAAAGCAAGCAUACAAGAUGCAAAAAGUAUGGAAGAAAAAGUAUUAGCAGAACAAACUGAAGCCUUAAGAAAGCGAAGAAUUGAACAAUUGUCACAGAAAAUUGAUAUUAUAGUUGCUGGGAAAAGGCAGAAACUGAUUAUGAAAAAAAUGACAAUUACAGAAGAAAAUUUGAAUAAACAAGCAUUAUUGCAGGAGGAAAUAGACAAACUACCUCCUUUGUUACCAGCUCAUGUACUAGUGCAUUUGCCAACACAGCACCAUACAGAUACAGAAAAAAACAUAGUUGGCUUAGAUGUUCUGUGUCCUAGCGUAGUGCAAGGAGAUGGAGCUCUGCAUUUCACUGUUUUUCUUGAUCUUUGGGAAAAAGGGCAUUACAUUACAAGUGGCUCGAAGUUUGGAUCAGAUUAUUUAGUUUAUCCAGGGGACCCUGUAAAAUUUCAUGCUAUGUACAUGGUUCGCUGUGUUAGGGAUGAUAAGGCCUCCUUUAGACCUAUCAACCUAAUUACAUUUGGAAGAUUAUCAGUAGCUGUUAAUAAAAUUGCCCUAUUAGCGUUUUGUAACCUAUAUGGACAAGUUCAAUACCAAACUUUACAAUGGCAUGAUAAUACUAAUUAAGUGAAAUAUCAA